Molecule: messenger RNA, 3399 nt
Organism: Trifolium pratense (red clover)
Lineage: Eukaryota; Viridiplantae; Streptophyta; Magnoliopsida; Fabales; Fabaceae
Product: protein FAR1-RELATED SEQUENCE 11-like
Exons: 4
Coding region: 824-3151 (775 amino acids)
Biological process (GO): regulation of DNA-templated transcription
Molecular function (GO): zinc ion binding
Source: RefSeq, a predicted model, not a curated record
AGGUGCACCUUUUGAGUUGGACAAAAAUACCCCAAUAACUAUUAAUUAAUUAGAAGGGUAUAGAAGGGUAGUGAUGUCAUUGUAACUGUUUUUUUAGCGCGCCCCCCAUAGCUCUUCUUUUCGCGCCCCCCAUUUCUACAGAACACAAUUAGAUUUGUUUCUCAAAUCAACGCGCCACACGCGCCCCCAAAUCGCAACCCAACUCUUCACCAUCGCCAUCAUCAUCAUCUUCAUCAUCGUGCAAUCACCAUCACCAUCGCCGAACAAGCUACGCCAAUGUUCAUCGUCGUGCAAUCACCAUCACCAUCCCAAAUAUUCGUCUGUUUUCAUCUUCAACAUCAUUCACAUAGAUAGUUCAUGAACGCAUACCAUCACAAUUUCAUCUUCAACACUUCAUUACUGCGUUUCGUUUGCUAUAUUGAUUAGUUAAAUUUAUGCGUUUCGUUUCCAUCUAUGUGAUUUCUGCAACAAUCAUACAUGCUCCUGUUUAUUUUUUCAUGAACAAUCAUCUAUGUGAUUUCUGCAACAAUCAUACAUGCGUUUCGUUUGCUAUAUGUGCAUGAUUUAUGCUCCUGUUUAUUUUUGCAUGAACUAUGAAAUUGUGCGUUUAUUUUGAUUUAUGAAAUUAUGUGAUGGUAGAAUGGUUUCAGAUUGUUGUACUCUGAAACCAUUUUGAUGGUAUAAUGGUUUCAGAUAAUUGAUGCAUUUUAUUUGAUCUGUUUUAUGGUUUUUUUUGUGAUGAUUUUGAGUUCAUAUGAUUUUUGAGUUCUGAAUUGAUAUGUUAUUACUUUGAUAUGUUCAGAUUUAAACUAUAAGAUUAGACAUGUCGACUGAAGUACGGGAUGAAGUUGAUAUUGAUGAAAUUGAACUUCUUACAAAUGUUGAUUUCCCUCAAGCCAUUAACAUUGAUGAUUGGAUUCCUUGUCAAGGUCAAAUUUUUGAUAGUGAUGAUGAUGCUUAUAAUUUUUACUCUUCGUUUGCACAAAGAAGUGGUUUCUCAAUUAGACGUCAUCACGUUUAUAGAAACACUACUGAUGAGGGAAAUCCACAAACAGUUUACAAAAGAGAGUUCGUUUGCCAUCGAUCCGGGGUUUCUAAAUCAGUCAAAGUUAAUGAACUGGAAAGUCAAAGGAAACGGAAAACUUCAAGGUGUAGUUGUAGUGCUAGAUUGGUGGUUGCUAAAGAGACAAUUGGAUCGGAAGAAAAAUGGGUGGUAAUAUAUUUCAACAAUGUCCACAACCAUGAUUUGUUAGAUGAGAAAGAGGUUCAAUUUCUCCCUGCUUAUCGUAACAUCCCGGUUGUUGACCAAAACCGUAUACUAAUGAUGUAUAAAGCUGGUUGUUCCAUUAAUGUCACAAUGAGAUUGCUUGAAUUAAAGAAAGGAAUAGAUGUAGGUAGUCUACCAUUUAUGGAUAAAGAUAUUAGGAAUUUCCUUCAAAACCAAAGUGGUAUUGACAAACAAAAUGAUGCUUUAGAUGUCUUGAAAUUGUGUAAAGGGUUGAAAGAGUUAGAUGAUGCCUUCCAAUAUGAUUACACAAUAGAUGAGAAUAAGAAGUUGGAACACAUUAUUUGGGCAUUUGGUGAUUCAAUCCGUGCAUAUGAAUCUUUUGGGGAUGUGGUUGUCUUUGAUACUACUUAUCGAAUAAAUCGUUAUGAUAUGCCACUUGGAAUAUGGCUUGGAGUUGACAAUCAUGGGAAUUCAGUUUUUUUUGGUUGUGUUCUAUUACGAAAUGAGAAGAUUUCUUCGUUCACAUGGGCUUUAAAGAAUUUCCUAGCUUUUGUCAAAGGAAAGAAUCCACAAACAAUUCUUACAGAUCAAGAUCCCUCGCUUAAAGAAGCCAUUGCAAAUGAAUUUCCGAACACAAAACAUGCCUUUUGCAUAUGGCACAUUUUGGCAAAGUUGCCAAGUUGGUUUUCGUUUGUAUUAGGUGCAAGAUAUAAUGACUUUAAAUCUGAGUUUUUCAAGGUGUACCAUUUAGAUUGUGAAGAUGAUUUUGAACAAUAUUGGAAAUCCAUGGUUGCACAAUUUGGUCUAAGUAACGAUAUACAUAUUAAAUUGUUGUAUUCUCUUCGCCAACGUUGGGCUCUAGCUUAUUUGAAGGACUUUUUUUUUGCUGGGAUGACAACAACUGGACGUUCGGAAUCGAUAAAUUCAUAUAUAAAACACUUCUUGGAUGCCAAAACAAGUUUGACUGAUUUUAUUACUAGGGUUGGUGUUGCUGUCCAAAUUAGGAAUCAAGCUGGAGAGGAAGCAAGAAUGCGUCAAAAGUAUCAUAAUCAUCUACUUAAAACAAGUUUUCCAAUGGAGGAACAUGUUGCAUCUAUACUCACACCUUAUGCUUUUGGGUUGAUUCAAAUUGAGAUUGAGUUAUCUACAAAAUACGCUGCAACUGAAACAAACAGUGGCUCUUUUAUUGUGAAGCAUCACACCAAAGAUGAUGGAGGUCGUCUUGUAACUUGGAUAGAAGGUCAAGAAUCAAUUCGUUGCUCUUGUAAGGAAUUUGAGUUUUCUGGAAUAUUGUGCAGGCAUGCUAUUCGAGUGCUUCUAAUGAAAAAUUAUUUUCACAUACCUUCAAAGUAUCUUCCUUUUCGAUGGAGACGUGAAAGUUCAUUGAUCCCAAAAUCUAGUCACAUAGUAAACAACAAUGAUGUCUCCUCUGCUGAGUUUCAUUCUCUGAUUCAAUGUAUUGAAUAUGAAUCUUUAAAAACAAAAGAACGGAAACAAAUUGCUACUAAAGGGUUGGAGGAUCUUAUCCGAGAGAUAAAAGGAAUGUCCGAAAGUCAUGAAGAUCAAAUUGGUUUGGAAGUUGUUCCAAAUAAUGAUGAAUGUGAUGUUGGAAUUCCAGUUAGAACUAGAAGCAAAGGUCGACCAAAAGGUUCAAAGGCAAAAGUAGUAGUUGAAGUUGUUUCAAAUAAUGAUGAAUGUGAUGUUGGAAAUCCAGUUAGAACCAAAAGCAAAGGUCGACCAAAACGAUCAAGGCCAAAAGGAGGAGUUGAAGCUGCAACCAAGAUUCGCCAUUGUCAUAUUCCGAAUUGUGGUGCAACCGGCCAUGACACACGGAAUUGUCCAAACAAAAGGAAACAUAAUGACAUAUUGCCUAAUGAAUCACCUAAUGAGUUCAAAAAGGGUUGGAGAAAUUCAUCUAAUUAAUAGUCAAAAAAGGCUUCGAGGAUGUAAUGGAUAAAAGUGAUGAUAGUAAUUCAACAGAGAUGUGUUUCAUGUUUUCUGGUGUGGGAGUAGUAGCUAUAAUACAAUGAUAUAGUGUUGACUAUAUCAUUGGAUAAAAGUACUAAGUUGCUUUUCAUUAACUAGUCUUAUAGUUCUCUUUAAUUGAUGUAAUGAGAUGUUAAAGUUUGUUUUAUUGGUAUCAUAAUAUGUUCAAGUGUUAUUUUUUUAAU